Columba livia (rock pigeon) is the source of this 5125-nucleotide messenger RNA. RefSeq names its product myotubularin 1 (gene MTM1). The transcript is spliced from 16 exons. NCBI's taxonomy places the organism in Eukaryota, Metazoa, Chordata, Aves, Columbiformes, Columbidae. Gene Ontology annotation, molecular function: phosphatidylinositol-3,5-bisphosphate 3-phosphatase activity; phosphatidylinositol-3-phosphate phosphatase activity. Bases 479 to 2137 code for a protein of 552 amino acids. Gene Ontology annotation, cellular component: membrane; cytoplasm. Gene Ontology annotation, biological process: muscle cell cellular homeostasis; phosphatidylinositol dephosphorylation; negative regulation of autophagosome assembly. The record is from RefSeq and is a predicted model, not a curated record.
CGCGGACUACAGCUCCCGGCGUGCCCCGGGGAGCGCUCCCGCGGGGCGGAGAGGGCGCCGGCGGGUCACGUGAUCGGGCGCGGUGGGCCCGCGCGGGGCGGGGAGUGCUCGGCGCCGCAUUGGGGCCCGCGGCGGAGUCGCGGAGCCAGCUACAGCACAAAAGUAAAAUCUUGUUUGAACGUUGAAGGAAUGAACACAGUUGUCCUCUCAUCUUGCACUGAAGUGGGUAUCCCUAUAUUUUCUACAACUGAAAUGACUUAUUAAACCUGGAGGCUUCUAAGCAAGAGAACACAAAAAUACCCGGUAUGGCUUCAUCAUCAGCACCUAAAUAUAAUUCCAACUACUUGGACAGUUCCCCAGGUAAAAGGACUCUAAAAGAUGGAACUAACUGGGAACAAAAUGAAGAAAUACCUCGUCUGCCAGGAGAAACUAGAGUUACAGAAAUGCUGCAUUUCUUACAGACAAGGAUGUUAUUUAUAUGUGUCCAUUUAAUGGCCCUGUUAAAGGAAGAGUGUACAUCACAAACUACAGGCUGUACCUAAGAAGUGUGGAAAAUGAUCCAGUUGUGAUAUUGAAUGUUCCAUUGGGUGUAAUUUCAAGGAUUGAAAAAAUGGGAGGAGCUUCAAGCAGAGGAGAGAACUCUUAUGGAUUAGAUAUAACCUGUAAAGAUAUGAGAAAUUUACGGUUUGCAUUAAAACAAGAAGGGCACAGUAGAAGAGAUAUAUUUGAAGUCCUCACGAAAUAUGCUUUUCCCCAGUCACAUAACUUGCUUUUUUUUGCGUUUGCAAAUGAAGAAAAGUUUUCUGAAAAUGGAUGGAUGGUGUACAAUCCCAUGUCGGAAUACAGGAGACAAGGACUGCCUAAUGAACGGUGGCGAGUAACUUUUAUUAAUGAACAUUAUGGACUGUGUGACACAUAUCCAUCGCUCUUAGUAGUGCCGUAUAAUGCAACAGACGAUGAUCUCAAGAAAGUUGCUGCCUUUAGGUCCCGAAAUAGAAUCCCGGUUCUGUCAUGGAUUCAUCCAGAGACUCAAGCUGUUAUUAUGCGCUGCAGUCAACCCCUUGUUGGAAUGAGUGGCAAGCGGAAUAAAGAUGAUGAAAGAUAUCUUGAUAUCAUCAGGGAGGCUAACGGGCAAAUCUCAAAACUGACCAUCUAUGAUGCUAGGCCCAAUGUCAACGCAGUCGCAAACAAGGCAACAGGGGGAGGAUAUGAAAGUGAAGAUGCGUAUCCCAAUGCAGAACUUUUCUUCUUGGACAUCCAUAAUAUUCAUGUCAUGCGGGAAUCUUUGAAGAAGUUGAAGGACAUAGUUUAUCCUAAUGUAGAAGAAUCACACUGGUUGUCAAGUCUGGAAUCAACCCAUUGGUUAGAACAUAUAAAGCUUGUCUUGACCGGAGCUAUUCAGGUGGCAGACAAGGUGUCCUCAGGAAGGAGCUCGGUGGUGGUUCACUGCAGCGACGGCUGGGACCGCACGGCGCAGCUGACGUCGCUGGCCAUGCUGAUGCUCGACAGCUACUACAGAACCGUUGAAGGCUUUGAAGUUCUGGUGCAAAAAGAAUGGAUAAGCUUUGGCCACAAAUUUGCAUCGAGAAUAGGCCAUGGUGAUAAAAAUCAUGCUGAUGCAGACAGAUCGCCCAUCUUUCUACAGUUUAUUGACUGUGUGUGGCAGAUGUCUAAACAGUUUCCUACGGCCUUUGAAUUCAAUGAACAGUUCUUGAUUACAAUCCUGGAUCACUUGUACAGCUGCCGGUUUGGUACAUUCUUGUACAACAGUGAGUUUCUUAGAGAAAAAGAGAAAGUGACUGAGAAAACAUUGUCUUUGUGGUCUUUGAUAAACAGUGAAAAGUCUAAAUACACCAAUCCUUUUUAUACUAAAGAGCUAAAUCGAGCACUCUAUCCAGUAGCCAGCAUGCGCCAUUUAGAGCUCUGGGUCAAUUACUACAUCAGGUGGAACCCAAGAAUUCGGCAACAACAGCCAAAUCCGGUGGAGCAGCGUUACAUGGAGCUCCUUGCACUACGUGAUGAUUACAUGAGGAGACUUGAAGAGCUACAGAUCACAAAUAAUUCUAAGAUAUCAAAUUCAUCAGCCUCAUCAGCAUCUCCCUCACAAAUGAUGUCCCACGUACAAACACAUUUUUGAAGAAAAUGUUGGCUUCAUUCUAUGCUGUGACAGCAAGCGGUGCUUAACAUAGAUCUAUAGCAUAAAGACAAAUAUUUUAAUGCCUUACAUUAGACUGUCCUAACACAAAUUAUUUUAGGUUUUCUUCAUCUGAGGAGGACUUCAAAAGAAGCAAAACCAACUCUUCAAUUACGUGCCUUUCAGAACCUGUGGACUGGGAACAUUAUUAGUCAACUUCUAGUUAUGGAGGGCUCUAAGAGGUAUUUUGCAAAGUGUGGUACAAUUGAAAUGAAAUUGAUUUAUUGUUUUCAUAGGAAUGCUUUAAUUUAUUACAUUCUAGGACAUGUUCCUGUAAGCAAAUUCAUGCUCAGUCUUACAUGUCUUGAAUAAACACAUGAAUGGCAACGGGAAUAUUCACGUUGUGUAAAAUCAGGUAUGUGUGUAUUCCUGCUAGGAAUAUAUUUAUGGGAGUUCAUGAGAUAAAAAUAAAUUCUAUUGUAAGAUUUCAGAGAGAAGUGGUGAAAUUUUCUGGUUACAUAAGAAUUACAAAUUUUACUUUUUUGAAAUACAAAUAUGGAAGGGAUUUCACAAAUAUGUUUCUAAUUAAAAAUUCAAAUUGCUCAGUAGGUAUCAAAAGAAAAGAUUUUUUUUUUUGUAAAUGGAUUUUUUUUAAACAAAUGAGAAUUGUACUGGAUUCUGAGAAGUCCUGUUUUGACUAACUGUCUAGCACUAAAGUAUAUGACAAAUUAUCGCUGUUGGCAGUAUUGGUUCUUUGGAUUAAUACAGAAUAAAAUGGUUCUAAAGAAGAUUUAUAUAAUUAAAACCAAACUCUCAGAGACAUUGCUUAAAUAUCCAGCAGUAGCCAUAGUAUUAAAGCUUGUGUUUGUCUUCUAAAAGUUAAUGUGCCUAUUUAAAGGAGCUUUUAUACCAAAGUAGGCCAAAAUUUUCAGUUACGAAUACUAUUGAAAACUUGUACAUUUAUAGCUUACUGUUUAAUUUAACUUUUGUUCAACAAAUUUAUUGUAAGUAUUUAAGGGACUUCAGUAUACAAGAUUUGCAUAUAGUGUGUGCACUUGGAGUGAACCGUACAAUGAAUUCUAGUUUCAAGCCUUCAUUUCAGAGGCUUCUUGUAAACCUUCAAUUUGAUCCUUUCAGGUGUUUUUUAAAUAGUUGCAAGCACUUCUUAGGACAGCACAAACCUUGCUACUUGCUAUUUAAUUAAAAUUUUGCAUUUUCUCAGAAGUUCAAUGAUAUUUGGGCAAUCCAGGAGAUACUGCAAUUCAGAAUCCGUAGAGGGCUGUAAUAUUAUUUUAAAGGAGAUGUUUUCAUGCUUAAGGCUUCUGUCAUUGUAAAUUAUUGUACAUGUGAUGAGUUUUGAGCUGCAAGAUAUAAUAGGAUUAUAUAUAAAUUAAGUUUUGUGUACGUAUAUAUAAUAUAGUUUAUUAGAAAUUCUGCAAGUUUAUAAAGUGUAAAUAUUUUGCAUAUGAAAACUAAAUUUAAAGCUAUAGUUCCAUAAAGUCAAAUUUUAGAGGACAUAUUUUGAGAACAGUAUUUUUUUUGAAGGAAUAAAAGUGUACCGCCUCUUGAUUUAAUUCAGUAUAUACACUGAAUUGCACUAUUUUUUCCAGGGAAGCUCAGAGCCUAUGGUAUAUAUGUUCUAAAUACACAUGAUUUUUAUUACUUAUUUUUGUCCUCUAAAUUUCAUUUUCCCGUCAAUGUUGUUCAGUGUAUGUUUCCAAAAUAACAACAUUGUCCCAAAAUCUUGACUUGCUAAGGUAAAUAAGAUGCAUUACAUCAGAUAAAUGAAGAAGGAUACUUGAUUCUCAUUAUAUACUUUAUUUUUUGACAGCUAUGCACACUCUGGUUUAUUUGCCUUCUACUUACUUGUGGUUUAUUAAAAAAGCUAUUUUUAUUAGAGUAUUUAAAGUUUCUGUAUUUGAGUUGAACAUGUUGGUGACAUCUCUGAGCAGUGUAGAGAAGUUCAGAAAUUGUAGUAGUUUUUUUACUGUGUAAACACUACGUGGUAACCUAUUGCAUUUGGGAAAGUGUAAUAGAAUGAGAAGGACCUUUUUGCACUUCAUUACAUAUAUACCAUUCUUCGUAUUACUGGUUCAGUCGGAUUUCAGUCUUUGAAGCUCUCUAACGUAGCUCUGUGUGGGCUUGGAUUUUUUUUCAAGUUAACAGAUAAGAUACUUGUUUUAAUUCUGUUUUUACAUGGCAAUAUUAGGCAAACGUAGAGCUGUUCUUAAUCCAGUGAUUUCUGGAAAAUACCACUUUAAAACUGUUGUGCGGGUAAGCAUACAAACUGAUCAAUGUUAACAAAACGUUUCUCCUUUCGCCUUCACUGUGGUGAUGCCUCCUGUGCUCUGGGCAGGUGCAGCAGCUGCCCUGGUCACCAUGGUCUGUGACCUCUUGUACCUGUCACGGCCAAGAUCCAGCCUGGGGAAGCUUUUGAGGUGGCGGAGUCCCAGGUGCCGAGUGCCUUUUUCGGGAGGGGUGGAACAGCAGGGCUGGGAUCUGAACACCAACAGCUCUAAGCACCCCAUCUCCCAUUCAAAAUAUCCACCAUUUACGCUAUUGUGGUUUUUUCCUUUCUGUAUUCUUUCUUCCACGGACCCCAGAAGAUAACCUAGUUUUUGUGCUGGGCUUCAGUUACUUAUUUAGAAAGUUUAUUUCUUGAAUGCCUUAUCCACCCCAGCAUCACUCUUAUGGGUAUACCUUAGAGCCGAUGUGUGUUCUACCUCCUUUUGACGUGUUCUUAAACUCUGCCUUGAGUUCAGUUUUUUGUCUCGCAGUGAGCAUUCAGUGUCAUGCUUGAGAGAGCAGCUUUUUGUAGCUGACCAGCGCUCUCGGGUUAGCACAGCUUCGGCCCCGCUCCUUGGGUAACGCAGAAUGGAGCAGGGCGUCAUUUGCCAAGCGACUUUGGGGCGGGGGAGGGAGAGCUUAACAUCCGUCUGCCGUGUAUUUAUGUGAAGGGGGAAAAUAAUAAAUAAAUAUGUCGGUUUUAAA